UCUGUAAUCUAUUGAUGUCAACAAAAUAUCAAAUCGCAUAGAAACACUGAUACAAUAUGACUCACCCAAUAACAAAUAUAAAAAAGCGGGGGCGUAAUUUUCCGAUGUGUAAAGAAGGAAAUGCAGGUGGUAAAAAACUGUUGGUGGUCUCAGACUCUCACAUAUUCACAACAAUGAUUCUGCAUCUUCUUAUGUUCAUGCUAUUCAACAUCUCAGGUGCGCAAGAUGUUCAUACUGUCAGUCGAGUGUCAGUGCAGGAAGGAAACUCCAUCAUAAUCCCUUGUUGGUAUAAGCAAAUUUAUGUAAAUAACGUAAAAUACUUGAGCCUCGGACUGUCUUUGGAUGAUAGUGAAUAUGUUACAAAAUCAAAUGGAGAAGUGAAACACAACAGCAUUUCUUUAUCGGAUGAUAAAACUUUAAAUAUCCUGAUUGUGGAAAUGAGGAGCGUUCAUAAGACUCAGACUGGUACACACUGGUGUGGGAUUGAACUUCAUGGACACCGUAUUGGAGCAAAGUUCUAUUUACAUGUCACCACAGGUAUUUCUGGGCUCUAUGUUAGGAAUCAGAUGUUGUCAGGGUUUGAGUCUGGUAGUGUAAACAUCUCUUGCCAUCAUCAUCAUCAUCAUCCACCCGAUAAAAGAGAUGAGAAGUGGUGUAAACUGGGUGGUGACUGCAUAAACAUUUCAGUGCAAUCUUUAAACAGAGAAGCUGUUACGAUCAGAUAUUCACCAGGAUUAAUGCUUGUAACCAUAAACAAACUGAAGACAGAGAACACAGGAUGGUACUGGUGCUCUGUGAAAGAUUUACAAAUCCCUGUUCAUAUCACUGUAUAUAAAAGAGAAACCAUCAUCACUACCACUAAAGAGAUGACAUCUGAGCCACCUAGGUCACCCAGCACUGUACAGCCUUCAGAAACCUUCACAACUCAAACUCUAAACCACAGUGAAACACCAUACUCAUCAUGGUUAAUAAUAUUGUGGAUCAUUUUACUGCUUCUAGUGAUAUUAAGCUGUGCUGCAGGGAUUUUGUUCAAAAGGAAGCGUAAACCGCAAAGACAAAACAGCCUAAAAAACCAACAGUCAAACACUGUCAGUGAAGAAACACAGUUCAGAUCGUGUGAAAAACAACUGGCACAGGCAGGUCCUGGAGAAGAUGAAUUAAUCUACGCUACAGUUUCAUUUAUACAGCAUUAAAAGGUUUUUUGUACUUGCCAUCGCCAUCGUUUGUGGGUGUGUGCGACUUGGAUGGACUGCAGCGCCAGGACCAGGCUGCCUGUGAGUGGCUAGCAGCAGCACCCGCUGCUUGUUCAGAAGAGAGAGCGAUACAUGCUCUCGCGUCAGUCUCCAACCAUGCCAGAAAAGAUCGCUAGAUUUGUCCUAGUCGCUUUUUGUAAAUAUAGUUGUUGAAGGGGUUUAGAAAGUUGUUAAAUCUAGUGACAAAGUCACCAAGUUGGAAACACUGCACUGCUCGGACUGUGCAUGUGUUUGUGUAUGAACUCUGGCUGCUUCUGGUUGGCUAACGAUGGAAAGUAAGCCAAUCAUCAUCGGUUAUGUGGUUGUCUCACCCCCUCUAACACACACGCACCAAUCAUCAUCAGUUAUGUGUUUUCACACACUAGAGAAAAAAAACAUUGCUCGUCUGGAUAAGAGGACCUUCUCUGGUGAAAAUCACUUCAGUGAGAUUAAUUAUAGUAAUGCCCAGCAUUUACUGUCAGUAAAGUUAUAAUGGGGCAGUGACGUAGCCACGGGUAUGCCAGGGUGUGCCAGUGCCACCCACAGUGGCAGAUGGCACACCUAAAAAUGGAUGCAGAAUAAUUUUUUUAUAGUCUCAAUAAAAAUGUUUACAAAACUUGUGCUAUUGUUGUUUUAUACAUUUUUUAAAUUAACCCUUUCACGCGUAAGUUAAAAAUAUUUUAACUGAACCCUUGUGUCCAUGGCGACGCGUCAUGAUUGUCAUGUGACACACCGCAGCCACAAUAACUAACAGAGUAUGCUACUCGUUUUAUUUAGUUUUUCCUUUUUUAUUAAAAUAUUCCCUAACUUGCUUACCAUGUCAACUAUCUGAUAUUCUGAUUCUUCAUUUAAAAACUUUUAUAAACUAUCUUGAUUUAUAACAAGAUGAGUGCUGCAGUUCAGAGAAAUACAUGAAAGUAAGUGGCUGUUGAACUGGGAAAAGAAUAGAGUAUCUUUAGACUUUAUAGUUCCGCUAUGUGUGUCUGAUUUAUGAAUAAAACAUGUUGGCAAAUGACAUUUAAGUAGAUUUAUGCAUUUAAAGCAACACUAUGUAGUUUUUUUACCUUUAAAUAAUGUCUCUAAAAUUAUUUCAGUGAUAGAACAACUUUUAACUGGACAAAUUGCAGAAGAGUGUCUGAUACCAGGCACUGUUGCGCUUUUCAACCACAUGGGGGAGCUGUAAGUCAUUUUUACAUGGGAACUACAUAGUGUUGCUUUAAUCAAGUUGCAAAAAUCAGUUUGAAUAUUUCUGACACAAGCCCUGAACAGUGAAGCCAAAAUGUCUUGAGCGCCCCCCAGUGACUGGUCCCAGUAUAGGUCAAAAACCCCGCAUCCCCAUGUUAUUCAAUGGGACUUGAGACCAACUAAAAAAUUUAAUUACACUUCAAUUAUCUUUUUUCCGAAGCUGGUUUCUGUCAUUUACUGUAGUUUUUAUCACGCUGAUGUAAAUUCAAUUGUUUUUAAAAUAAGUUUGUGUUUAAUAGUUAGUUAUUUAAAGAUAUAAAAACGGUGGU
Messenger RNA from Paramisgurnus dabryanus, 2746 nucleotides. RefSeq lists its product as uncharacterized. Gene Ontology annotation, molecular function: transmembrane signaling receptor activity. Gene Ontology annotation, cellular component: plasma membrane. The record is from RefSeq and is a predicted model, not a curated record. NCBI's taxonomy places the organism in Eukaryota, Metazoa, Chordata, Actinopteri, Cypriniformes, Cobitidae.